Aspergillus affinis is the source of this 2544-nucleotide messenger RNA. RefSeq lists its product as uncharacterized. Bases 1 to 2544 code for a protein of 847 amino acids. NCBI's taxonomy places the organism in Eukaryota, Fungi, Ascomycota, Eurotiomycetes, Eurotiales, Aspergillaceae. The transcript has a single exon. The record is from RefSeq and is a predicted model, not a curated record.
AUGCCUACUCCUGAGCGCAAGUCCGGGUGGUCGCGUCGCGCUUUCGAACCGCCGCAGGUUCACCGCUCCCCCUUUCGCCGAGCGCAUCUCGAAUCUCGCGCCACCGACCGAGUCGACGCGUCGCGAAUUCCAAACCCUUCCAACGCCUCGACCGCUCGACGUCGGAGAAAUUACAGCCAAACUGGAACUUUGCGAGGAGCUUUUGAAGCCCUCUCUCGCUACCCAACCAUGACCGACAACGAGGACUUCUCAACCGACCCUUACGCUCUGGGGACUCCCAACCGGAGGCGACAGACCUUCAACCAUACAUCCCCAGAUUCAAACCCCCCGAAUGAAUUGGCGGAGACGUACCGACAGAUUGACGAUGCCGGGAGCUUGGUUGACUUUGACGUGCCGGACGACGACGAUGUUUACAUCCCCCGCACGCAAUUCCGCGGAACCCGCAGCAGGGGCUCUUCGUUAGGCUCGACAAUACGGGAUCAUGGCCUGUUUACCCACACGGACGCGAAUUACGCGGAGGACGCAACGGAUAACGCAUACCGUCGGACUUCAAGAGACCCUGUUCGGGACGAGCAACGAUUGAGACGAGCAACCUCGAGCCGUUCUCCAGUGCUAAACAGAACCGGUACCGCCAAUGCUCUGACGUCGGAGAACUUACAGCGACGGGAGGAAGAGGAGGCGCAGGCGCAAAUGCCGGAAGAUGACGAAGGGUUCAAGCCCGCGCUGAACCUUCCGACAAACUGGGGCAGUCGCGGUACCCAUCGCCGAGACUGGCUGAGGGAUAUUACGCGACGUAAAGAACCCGAGUCGAAGGAGCCUUUCGAGGAGCCCACCGCCACCUCUCCUCCGAAGUUCAAGCUUGACUUAGCCUCGCGCAGCAGUCAAGUCGAACAGACCACCGAUACAAAUCGAGCCACUACGGAUAACCGAUACAGCAGAGUCCCCCUUGCAGAUGCACAGAACAAGCUCUCCGAACAAACGACAGACAAAUUGACUGGCGGUGACCAAAUCCCCAAUACCCCCAUCAUGGUCUAUAAAAACUCCACCUUCAACAAACGCAGUCCCACCAAACGAGACUCGCAUGACCUGCUUCGCAAACUUGCUAGAACUGAAAGUCCUAACCAGUCCCAGCGGCUAAGUGAGCUGAGGACUCCGGAGGGACCAAAAAUGCCGGAAAAUCGCAUUCACGACAAGACUCCGGUGGUGACGGGCGCCUGGAUCGACACCCCCAUGACUGAGCGGGCUGACCGCUUCCCAGCACAUCUCUCAAAAGAUAUCGUACCAUCGCCUAUCAUGGAGGAUCAGCCCACGAACGAGCCACAGGUCGCUGGAAAGCCUGACUCUUUCGAGUUACAGACCCAGAGAGAACAGGAGCGUGAAACAGAAAUGAGGAGAGAGAGAGAGAAGAGGAAGGAAGAGAGAGAGAAAGCCGAAAGUGAGAGGAAAGAAAGGGAGAAGGAAGAAUUGAAAAUAAAGUCUCGGCAAAAGAAAUCAGAGCAGGGUAAAGAUGAGAAGAAAGAUAACCCAACAAACAAGCCCAAAGACGCCCAGAAACCGCCGUUGAUCAAACCAGACCUACCCAAAAGUGCCCUCGAGACGGUCAUGCAAGACUUCAAAGCCGACAAAGACUGCCUUGACGUUGGUGAUGACACUAUCGAGUCUCUUCAGCUUAUUCUCGACGAACAGCCAAAUGAGAUGAAAACCGAGGCCGAGGAAGACGCUGCAUACGAGAAGUCAGUGAUGGAAAAACUCGAGCUCGCCGGAUCCAAGGGUCGUGAUGUCGUUGAUCUCGACGGGCUUAACGAGAAAUUACGCGCGUUCUCGGAAAACAUCAAUCGGGUGAAGAAGGGUUUGGAUGGCCUCGAAAAACAGGUUGAUUUGAUCCCAACGUCGAAGAAGGAUCUCAAGUCGAUGCGUAACCGAGGAAGCGACAGCUGCGAGGCAUGCAGAGCUCACUCCCACGACCACACGUCGAGUGCAAUUCCCCUUCCACAUCUAUGGAAACACGAUGCUAUUACGGGACGGGACCGGCCAACUCGUCUGACCUGGUUCAUCAUUCUCCUGUUUGCCUGGUCUUACGCGGAAUCGACCAUGUGCGACUACUAUUGCCAUCCGCUCGCUGCCAACGUUUGCGAGGGCAAUUGCUUACUCCGCGAUGCACCUCAAUUCCCUUUUGUGAUUCCAACCAUGCUCUGGCGCUGGUCACACCUCUCCGGUACCCUCGCACCCGUCUGGGCUCUCAUGCUUGCUUUAUCCAGACUCGCCGGGCAACUACUGGGAUUCUGGGACGGAUACGUGGACGAAGCUCCUCGCGCCUACAACCUGUCCGGUGAGAUCCGAAUUCGGGGCAGCCAAACGCGCGACUUCGCAGUCACUGCAACCCCGACGCGAGGGCUCUUCGGCUUCACCGGUCUGAAACCACAAGAUGACACCCGUCAACCUAGCAUCCCAGAGCCCGUUCCAGAUCUUGAUCUCAAUCCAAAUCAAAACCUGCACGGAGCGAGCCACGACGAUGGAUCCAUGGACGACGACGAAUUCAUCUAA